UUCAAAAGAACUCUCUUUCCCCCUCUUCCUUGUAACUAAAGAACAAACAUCUCACCACUUCUCCCACCCUCUCCAUCCUUCUUUUACAGACCUAGAGCACCAUUAUCUUUAAUCCGUCGUCAUAAUCUAUGAAAAACACCUCUCUUUCCCCCUCUUCUCUGCUACCAACAAACAAACACCUAACCACGUCCCUCACCCUCUACAUCAUUCUUUUGCAGACCUAGAGCACAGUCAUCUUUAAUCCGUCAUCGGAACUAGGGUUUUUAGAGAUGUUGUAGUUGAAGAAAAUGCAACUUCAAACCUACACGGACACCACCACCUAUUCUAGUCGGAAACACCAUCACCACCGAGACAACUCUCUAAAAACGCUUAUGGCCUUUCAAGAAUGAUAGAUAUUUGAAAAUCGAUUUCAUAUGCAUGUGUUCAUAUCAUUAUGGAUUUAGGGUUAAUGGAUUCAAAGAAGUAGACGGUGACACUGAAUCAAGUCGCAGCUAAAAUCAUCCAAUAUAUGGAAUCUAAAAUCGUGUGUGCCUUGUGUUCUUGGAGAAAAUCACCAACCACGACCACCUCUAUUGGAUCUCCUUGUACCUAGACGGAGGAGAUGAAUUGAAAUAGAUGUGCUCUGAUUUUCUUGUGUUGGUGUUGAUCGAUGGUGAUGGGAGAAGAAGUAACGGUGACGACUAAAGCUCCAAGGAUGUUUCUGAUGGUGGCCAGACAUAACAGCGACGAUUGGGUGGCUUUGGGGAGGACAUAUGAUGGGAAGAAGUUUAAGGGAUUAUUAGAAAGGUUUUUGGUGUUGUUGGGAAGUUUUACUGUUGGGAGUUAUAUUCCAUGGUUAAGGUGGGUAGAUCGGUUGAGUGGAUUAGAGGGAAGAAGUAACGAGGUUGCUAAACAAUUCGAUGAGUUUCUUGACGGUGUUAUUGAAGAACAUGUAAAUAAAAAAGUGGUUGGCGUUGAAGCCCAAGAUGUCGUUGAUAUCUUACUAGCAAUUCAAAGAGAUAGUAUGACGGGAUUUCGUCUUGAACUAAAUGAGAUUAAAGCUAUCAUCUUGGACGUAUUUGCUGCUGGAACUGAUACUACGUUUACAAACUUAGAGUGGGCAAUUAGCGAGCUAUUAAGACACCCGCAAACUAUGAAAAAACUGCAACAGGAGGCACGAGAAAUAGGUCAAGGAAGAUCAAUGAUCACCGAAGACAACUUAGAUAACAUGCCGUACUUAAAAGCCGUUCUCAAAGAAACCCUACGGCUACACACUCCGAUCCCACUACUUGUUCCUCAUGAAUCGACACAAGAUGUCAAACUACUUGGCUACGACAUCACAGCAGGAACACAAGUGAUCAUCAAUGCAUGGGCGAUAGCGAUGGAUGGUUCCAUAUGGGAAGAACCAGAUAAGUUUAGGCCAGAGAGGUUUUUGGACACACCUAUUGAUUACAAAGGUUUUCAUUUUGAGCUGAUACCAUUUGGUGCUGGGCGCCGAGGGUGUCCUGGUAUUCAGUUUGCCAUGGUUGUUAACGAGCUUGUUUUGGCUAAUUUGGUGUAUAAGUUUGAUUUUACAUUAACUGGUGGAGAGGAUUUGGACAUGAGUGAGACCAUUGGUCUUACUGUUCAUAAGAAGUGUCCUAUUCUUGUUGUAGCAACUCCUUGUGUUAAUUAGUAGUUGAUGGCUGUUUUGGUUUGUUUUGAGUGGAGUUUGAGAGUUUAUGAAACUAUAUACUACUUAAAUGUCUUUAGUAUAUGCGAAACCUAUAUGUAUGGAAAAAUGAUAAUUUUGUAUUGAUUAUACAAGUGAAACAAUAUCUUCCUUACA
Molecule: messenger RNA, 1807 nt
Organism: Lactuca saligna
Lineage: Eukaryota; Viridiplantae; Streptophyta; Magnoliopsida; Asterales; Asteraceae
Source: the annotation of a GenBank genome assembly